AGCAGAUCCCUCCCUCCCAGCCGGGCGGGGCGGCGGGGCAGCCGGGGCCUGUGCUGGGGACUGCCGGCCGGCGCCUGGGACCCGAGGGGACUCUCGGGCCGGGACAGCAUGUGACACUGCCCAGGAUUCAGCUCUGAUGGAGGCUGAGGAGCCCCAACAUGGAGCCCCGACUUCCAUUCCUGCUGAAGCAGAAUUCAGUGUUACCUUGGCAGCUCCCAUGAGAAGCAGCCAGCUCCCUGCCUUGGAUCCUGAAGCUGAGGAGGGCAAGGACCCAUCCUAUAAGUGGGCAGGGGGACACCCACUCUUGGAGACCCAACAGAGAGAUGUGAAUGACUAUGCAAAUGAGAGCAUGACCUCCUUCCCCAGUGAAGCCUCUGCAGACAUGGAGACUGACCAGGAAACCCUGAUGGCUGAGCCCCGGGACACUCCAGAGCACAAGGAGGCAGUGCCCCAGAGCCUGGCAGACAGACAGGCAAGGGUGCCAGCUCCCCCAGAGCUCCAGACUGGCCCCAACCAGGGUGAAUACCUAGACAGGGCCUCAAUGUCCAGUGAACUGGGCAGAGGAAUGGAGGUAGAAUUUAGACCAGAACUCACUUCUUUGAUACUGGAAACUGGACCAACAGAAGAGAAGGAGGAAACUUGCCCAGAUACCUCUGCUCAGACCAGAUUUGGUCCUUCCUGUGAAGACAACCCCACAGAGACCAGCCAGCAGCAGGACUUGGGAAGUGGAACCAUCAGGCAGGAAGGUCCAAGGAGAGAAGGGCCCCUGUGUCUCCAGAAGGCCGAGGGGCUUGGGGAACAGGGACCAGAGAAAGAGGGACUUCAAGGGGAAGGAACUCUGAGGGAGGGUGUCUGCUCUGCUGGGCUUUUAGGGGAGCUGGAGCAGAUGGGAAAGAAGGUCAAUCGUGCAGACAGAGAACAGAGACAAAUAGAGGAGCAGAUUCAAGAAGAUGUGAUGUUUGCAAAACAAGGAGAGAGAGCGGGACCUAACAGGGAAUUGGGAGAUCUGAGUCAUGGUGAGUGGGAGUGGUGGACUCAGGGCCACGGGGCUAUGGAACAAGGGGAACAGAAGGGGUGGGAGUUGUCAGAGCCAGAAGCAAGUAUCAGGGACGCUCAGGACGAGGAGACUCAAAGCUUAGCAGGGAAACCAGUGAAAGAAACUGGAAAGGAAGAUCAGGGUCUACAGGGGAAAGUAAUAGAGGAGCAGAAGGAAGAGGUAGGGUCCAGCGAGGAGGAACCAGGGAGUUGGGAUGUGGACACCCUGGAGGGAGCAGAAGAGAGGAGUACAGAAGGAGAAGGGGAGCAUGGUGGUCCUUCCACACUGGUGCUGGGAGCCCCUGGGGUCUCUUCUCCCAUGAUCACAAUCCCUAAGGUGCAGACAGAGCCUAGAACUGAGGAACUGCCCCUCAAAGCUCUGACUUCUGCACUGGAGCCUACAGGAUUGUCCCACCAGCCCAUUUCUUUACCGAGUUCCUCUCCUGAUGGGGAGUCAUCUGACCAGCAAGAGGGAUCUGAGCUGGGGAAGGGGACAGCAUCCAGCCAGGAGACUGAGGUGGUCUCUGCCAGUACACUAGUGACCCCACCAAGGACACCAGAUUCAGCCCCUUCCAGCCCUUCCGAAGUCUCCCCCGGCACAAUUGGCUCACCAUCUGGCAGCCCCCAAGUCACCUUUCCCAGUACAGAACCCUCUGAUACUGCGUGUUCUCGAGAAAACUCCAGAGCCCCUGGACUGACCAGCAGCCCAUCUCCCUGUGGGACUUCUGAGGAUCCACCGGCUGCCUUUCCCAGCUUCCCCUCAGCAGGCCAGGCCAGCUCUCUGGGUCUGCUAGCUGGCUGUGCUGGGCCAGUCCAGCACCUGAGGAGCAACUCCUUUCCUGGUUCUCAUGGGACAGAACCAACUCCGGACCUGGCAGGAAGAUCGCUUUCCUUUUCCCACUCUGAGUUGCCCCAGAGGCCACCCAAACCUGCCAUCUAUGGCUCUGUGAUCCCAAGGAGGGGCAGGAAAAAUGGAAGAGACAAUGGCAUCAUUCCAGAAUCCUCCAGUUCAUUACCCAUUCUGGGCCAGGAUGCUCAAGAAUUCACCACCAAGCCAGAAAGCCCUGGCAGCCCCCAUGGCAGUCAGCAGUGGGCAUCCCCACAUCACUCACCCUUUGCCCCAGUGUCCCCUGCCUGUGGCUCUUCCCUACCUUUCAUCUCUGUAGAUGCCAGGGUCCAUGAACCUUUGCCCAUGCCUCCCCCAGAGAAGAGGCAUGUCCACCCCUCUGUGGUGGAAAGAGAUGACCAUCUCCAUGCUGUGGUCCCCAUGCUGAAGCAGGGGGGCCAUCCUCCUCCACUGGCCCUAGGGUCAGGGCUACAUGGACCCCCCAGAGGCCCACUCCCCCAAGUUCCUGACCCCCUUGUGGCAAGGCAGCACCGACCACUGCCCUCCACCCCAGACCCUCUUCACCAUACUCAGACCUUGUUUACUCCCAGGCAGAGAUACAACAAGCCAUUACCCCCAACUCCUGACUCGCCCCACCCCCACCAUCCUCCGGUUUCUUCUCCCAGCAGCUCAAGGAUCUACAAGCCUCUACCCCCUGUCCCUGUCAUGGAUCCUCCUACUGAACCACCCCCAUUACCCCCAAAGUCUAGGGGGAGGAGCAGGAGCACUCAGGGAGGACUUGUGCAUUCAGGGGAUCAAGCCAAGACAAGGCCUGUUUGUCAAGAGUGGACAGUCUCCACUCCCCAUUCUGCAGGACGCACCUCCUGGCCUCCAGCCAUGGGCAGAUCAACAGACUCUUUGGUUUCCACCAGUAGGAGUAAGAGUGAAGUGCCCCCUGGCAUGGCUUUCAGCAACAUGACCACCCUUCUAAGUCCCUCUUCCACAACCACCUCCUGGUCUCUGGAGGGCCAGGGACCAACUUCUGAACCAGGAUUCUCAGAAGAGUCUGAAGUCCCUGUCAGAGGACCUCUGAGAAGAACAGCCCCUCAGGAAGGAGCCAAUGGCCUGAGGAGGUUGGAUCUGGGCCAAGCAAGGCAGCCAGAAAAACCCAGCCAUCCCCAACUGGAAAAGUCAUCCAGCUGGCCCCACAGACGUGAACCAGGGAGACCACCAGAGGGCAGCAGUGGGAGAGAUGCCAUCCACAGUGAUGGGUCAAAUAAGCACAAGGACUGGCACCGGCAAGGCCUGCGCAGACCUUCUAUCCUACCUGAGGGCCCUUCAGACACAAGAGGCCCAGUCAUGGAAAAAACCCCUGGCCUUUCAGACAGCAUUGUUUUUAGGGAGAAAAAGCCGAAGGAGGUGAUGGGAGGCUUUUCAAGACGCUGCUCCAAGCUCAUCAACUCCUCUCAGCUGCUUUACCAGGAAUACAGUGAUGUGUUUUUGAACAAAGAAAUUCAGAGCCAGCAGCGGCUGGACAGCCUGACAGAGGCUCCAGGACCCGCCUCCCCCCGGCAGCCCCGGAAGGCCCUGGUCUCCUCAGAGUCUUAUCUACAGCGCCUCUCCAUGGCCUCCAGCGGUUCCCUUUGGCAGGAGAUUCCCGUAGUACGCAACAGCACUGUCCUGCUCUCUAUGACCCAUGAAGACCAAAAACUCCAGGAGGCAAAAUUUGAGCUGAUUGUGUCAGAGGCCUCAUACCUGCGCAGUCUACAUAUAGCUGUGGAUCAUUUCCAACAUUCUGAGCAGCUGCGGGCCACACUUUCCAACCAGGAUCACCAGUGGCUCUUCUCUCGUUUACAGGAUGUGCGUGAUGUCAGCACCACGUUCCUUUCAGACCUGGAGGAGAACUUUGAGAACAACAUCUUCACCUUCCAAGUGUGCGAUGUGGUCCUGAACCAUGCCCCCCACUUCCGCCGGGUCUACCUGCCUUAUGUCACCAACCAGACCUACCAGGAACGCACCUUCCAAACCCUGCUGAAUAACAACAGCAGUUUCCGAGAGGUCUUGGAGAAGCUGGAGAGUGACCCCAUCUGCCAACGCCUUUCCCUCAAGUCCUUCCUGAUUCUGCCCUUCCAGCGUAUCACCCGUCUCAAACUACUGCUGCAGAACAUUCUAAAGAGAACACAGCCCGGGUCCUCAGAGGAAGCAGAGGCCACGAAGGCACACCACGCCUUGGAGGAGCUGAUCCGAGACUGCAAUAACAAUGUCCAGAGAAUGCGGUGGACAGAGGAGCUCAUCUACCUGAGCCAGAAGAUUGAGUUUGAGUGCAAAAUAUUUCCACUCAUUUCACAGUCACGCUGGCUGGUGAAGAGUGGAGAGCUGAUGGCCCUGGAGUUCAGCAUCUCCCCAGGGCUGCGGAGGAAACUGAACACGCGGCCAGUCCACCUGCAUCUCUUCAAUGACUGUCUGUUGCUGUCUCGGCCCCGAGAGGGAAGCCGAUUCCUGGUAUUUGACCAUGCUCCCUUCUCCUCUGUUCGAGGGGAGAAGUGUGAAAUGAAGCUACACGGACCUCACAAAAACCUCUUCCGGCUCUUCCUGAGGCAAAAUGCACAGGGCACCCAGGCCGAAUUCCUCUUCCGCACUGAGACUCAAAGUGAAAAGCUUCGAUGGAUCUCAGCCUUGUCCAUGCCAAGGGAGGAGUUGGACCUUCUGGAGUGUUACGACUCCCCACAAGUUCAGUGCCUUCGAGCCUACAAACCCCGAGAGAAUGAUGAGUUGGCGCUAGAGAAGGCGGACGUGGUGAUGGUGACCCAGCAAAGCAGUGAUGGCUGGCUGGAAGGUGUGAGACUUUCAGAUGGGGAGCAAGGCUGGUUCCCCCUCCAGCAAGUGGAGUUCAUUUCCAACCCAGAUGUCCGUGCACGGAACCUGAAGGAAGCCCACCGAGUCAAGACUGCCAAACUACAGCUGGUGGAACAGCAGACCUAGCUUCUUUCCGGGAGGAAUCCCCUGAGAUUAAAGGCAAGAUGUCCCUGGACAGGUCUGACCCCGGAACCCGGCAACAGAGGCCUUCUGUGGACCAAGAACUAGACCUUCAGAAGUCCAAGGACAACAUUGGGAGCAACCAGUUGCUAGUUCCAGGCCUCCUUUUUUUGUUCUUUGUGCUUGGUGGGGGGAUUUUGGCGGGACUUUGCACUGGACUCUGGGAACAUUUUCACAUAGGAGAAGGGGUCACUGAGGCUUCAGCCAGGAAACUUGACUUCUACCUGUAGUAACUUAAAAGUUUUCUUCCGGAGUUCAGAUUUGGAGCUGACCAGAAGCUGCCAUAUCUUAACCAGAAUCGGACCUCAGUCCACUGGAGGGAGCUGUUUAAGGGAGAUUGACACAACAGAUGGGAGGGUAAACAUGGUGACCUUCAAGGUAUCUUCCAGCUCUGGAAAUAUUCCAUAAUUGUGGGCAUGAAGUCAGUGCCCGCAUCUCUGAGAUCUGUGUCUAUUGUGGCUAUGUGAGGGUAAUACCCUCACACUAAUAAACUUGGCACUUGGCACUUC
Molecule: messenger RNA, 5406 nt
Organism: Phacochoerus africanus (Common warthog)
Lineage: Eukaryota; Metazoa; Chordata; Mammalia; Artiodactyla; Suidae
Gene: ARHGEF5
Product: Rho guanine nucleotide exchange factor 5
Exons: 15
Coding region: 137-4843 (1568 amino acids)
Biological process (GO): intracellular signal transduction; activation of GTPase activity
Cellular component (GO): cytoplasm; nucleus
Molecular function (GO): protein binding; guanyl-nucleotide exchange factor activity
Source: RefSeq, a predicted model, not a curated record